Molecule: messenger RNA, 2243 nt
Organism: Beta vulgaris subsp. vulgaris (sugar beet)
Lineage: Eukaryota; Viridiplantae; Streptophyta; Magnoliopsida; Caryophyllales; Amaranthaceae
Exons: 3
Coding region: 216-2066 (616 amino acids)
Cellular component (GO): cytoplasm
Molecular function (GO): protein binding
Source: RefSeq, a predicted model, not a curated record
UCACCCUCAACAAAAGUCGCGCCCCCCCUCCCCUCUCUCUUUCACUCACUUCUUCCAUUCUGUCCUUGCGUGUUGUCCACUUCUCUCUCUUCUUCUUCCCUCUCCCCCUCAACAUUCCCCCACAAAAAUACAAAACUACCCUCCUUUCUCUCUCUCUCUCUCUCUCUCUCUCCCAUCUUCUUCAACCUCCAAAACAUUCCUCCAUCAUUUCCCCAAUGUCGAAACCCCAAACCCAACCUCAGCCCAUUAACCCAUCAGACUACGCCCACAGCCCAGCCCACUACGCCGUCGCACUCCACGACCACUCCACCUUAACUCGUCUUCUCUCCUCUCUCCCUAAACUCGCUGACCCACUCCGAGUCACAACCGAGUCAGACUCACUCCACCAAGAAAAAAUCUCCGAUAAAAUCUCAUCCAUUUUAGACCGCCGUGAUGACAUCCCUUUCCGUGAAACUCCUCUUCAUCUUGCUGUCCGUUUAAACGACGCCGUCUCUGCUCAACUCUUAGCCUCCGCUGGUGCUGACGUGUCUUUACAGAAUUCUUCUGGGUGGAACCCACUACAAGAUGCGCUUUGUCGUCGUAAAUUGGAAGUUUCUAGAAUACUUGUUCAACAUCAUCAUUUAUCUGCUUGGUCUAAGUGGCGUCGUCGUCUUCCUCGACUUCUUUCUGUUUUGAGAACAAUGAGGGAUUUUUAUAUGGAAAUUCAGUUUCAUUUUGAAUCUUCUUUUGUUCCUUUUAUUGGCAAAAUUGCUCCUUCUGAUACUUACCGAAUAUGGAAGCGCGAUGGAAACUUACGCGCGGACACAACACUGGCAGGAUUCGACGGCAUGAAAAUCCAACGCGCCGAUCAAAGCUUUCUCUUCCUCGGCGACGGCGAUCCGUCCAAAGAAAUUCCCGAAGGAUCACUGAUUGUUUUAAACCGCGACGAGAAAAAAAUAAUCGACGCAUUCGAAAACGCCGGAACUCCGAUGACCGACGACGACAUCGCAUCAUUCUGUUCCCAAACGAGCGUUUAUCGUCCAGGAAUGGACGUAACAAAAGCGGAGCUAAUUCCGCGCACAAAUUGGCGUCGGCAGGACAAAAUCGAAAGCGUCGGAGAAUGGAAGGGGAAAGUUUACGACGUUCAGAAUGUAGUGGUUAGUUUCAGGUCAAGAAAGGUGAGUGCUAGAGAUGAACAAGUGAUUCCAUUAGAGCUUGAUGAGGAAGAAGGUUUUCUAGUGGCGGAGAAUUUUGAGCUCCCUUGUGAUGAUAAAAGAAGGCAUAGUAGUUUUGUUAGAGAGGAGAGAGAGUGGGUGUCGGUGGGAAGGAAAAGUGUUGAUAUUAAUUUUUCGCCGCCGUCGAAGGUGGUGGAGCGGCGGCGUGCUUCAACGGUGAGUGAGGCAUCGAGGAUUCCUGUGGUGGAUAAUAGGCGACGUGCUUCAGCUGUGAAUGAAGCGGCAAGGAUUCCGAUGGCGGAGAGGCGGCGUGGUUCGACGGUUAAUGAGGGAUCAAGGAUACCAGUGGUGGCGGGAGGGGUGUCUUCGGCUGAGGUUAAGACGAAGGAGAAGGAGUAUGUUAAGAGUUUGCGGCCGACGGUGUGGUUGACGGAGGAUUUUCCAUUGAAGACGGAGGAGAUGUUGCCGUUGCUUGAUAUUUUGGCUAAUAAGGUUAAGGCUGUGAGAAGGAUGAGGGAGUUGCUUACUACCAAGUUUCCGCCGGGGACUUUUCCUGUUAAGAUAGCGAUCCCUGUGGUUCCAACAGUGAGGGUAGUAAUUACAUUCACUAAAUUUGUGGAGUUGCAACCAACCGAGUCUUUCUAUACUCCUUUAUCGAGUCCCCGAUACUUGAACAAUGGAACUAGUCCACCUGAAGAUGGGGAAAGACGUGCCACUUCAGCAUCGACAUCUUCAUCAGCAUCUUCUUGGCUACGACGUAGCAACAGCAGUAGAUCAUCUAACAAACCACAGCAGUGUCCAGAGGCACUGAUUUUAGAUCCGUUUGCUAUUCCCAGUGGAUACAGUUGGGAAAGUAUUGACAGUAAAAAUCAUAAAAUUAAAAAGACUAAAUCAGUCAGGAAAGCAAAGUAAGAUAGAUAGGCAAGUACAAAAUUGUAGUGUAGACUGUAGUUGCUAAUUUUGCUUUCCAAAUCUUUCUUCUCGUUGUCUGAGUUGCAUAUGUUGUAGAUAUUAUAAUUGUUGAGAUUUUUCAGCCAUAGGCUGCUGAGAAAGAGAGCAAUGAAAUGGAACAUGAUUUCUACGGCCCAA